AUGGGCUGGCUAACACCCCCACAUGCGAACCAACACAUAAACCGCACAAAAACAUUCGUUGAAAUUCGAUUGGGAUUCUCGACUUCGCAGUGUGAAUUAGCCAUGGAAGACGAAAAUGAAACAAUGGACAAAUCUGAAUGGUUCUUUCCGCAUAACUUAAAAAAGAUUGAGGGGAGACCGCCAAUAUAUUCGCAAAACCGGCAAGAGCUUUGCGAGGCUCUCCCUUACUUUCGCUCAUAUCAAAGUGGUUGCUACGUUUCAGAUCAGCGGGCAACAGGCUACCUGUUGGACGGUUUCCCAGCACCCCGUGAUGUUUUUGAAGAUUCUGGAAGGGUGGUAAUCAGCCACGCUGGGGGUGGAUCCAUAAUUUCCCGACUUGAAGGAUCGAAAGCGCCCAAAUUGACAUUGGCCAGAUCUCAAGACAGAGAAAGUGCUCCGGUCCGAGCAUUGCUCAAAUGUAAGCAUGAGUGCGUGCCUGUGGCUUUAAUUGCUGGGGUGAAAUAUGCGGGAAUGCCAUGGAUUCGGAAAUACGACUCAGUACGAUACGCUGUACUUGGGCAUUAUCUAGUCACACAUUCUUGGCCAGAACUAGAAUCCAUAGGCGAACCCUCAAAUGUGCGUCGCUUUCGGUUCAAAUUUCGUUUUCAAUGGGUUUCGUCCCAAGGCGAUCCUUGGUGGCUAUCGGACUUGGAGGAGUAUUUCAAAUCUAUGAAGCCCCAAUCGGCAAACGCCUGUGGCCGACUGUCGCCCAGCUUGUCGGAUGACAAGCGCCAUCAAGCUACAAGUAAAAUGGACGGCGAGCCGAACAGCAUAAAUAGGAUUGAUUCCUCAGACCGCGAUAUGAUGGAAUUAAGUGAUGAAGAGCCUGUCACGUACCAGUGUAAUGCUUGCGGCAGGCACAGCUUGAAUAUAUACAAAGAUUGUUGGAUGUGUUUGAACGAAACUUGCAUACAUUUUUUUCGAACGAAUGAAUCGAAUGGUCCUUCGCAAACCGAAGAAAAAAUGCAUUACGUCUGGUGGUUCUUGAAACACCAACAGUCUUUCGAGACAGAAACCCGGGUACCAUUUUCACUCACACCAAAAACGUUGCAAAAACUCCGCGGGACGCAACUCGAAUUCGAAGCCAAUCAAGAACCAAAAACGGGAUUCUAUUGCAGCUCUUGCGGAAGACUUUCAAUCAGGAUCUAUUGGGGAUCCCUCGUUUGUUCCAAUGAGGAAUGUCAGAAAUACAUGACAGUUUUCCGUGGAUCUAUCUGUAACAUCACUGCCUCGUCCCUCCGAUUUUCCGUCAAAUUAUCGAAAUAUGAACAGUACUACUUAUGA
Messenger RNA from Puccinia graminis f. sp. tritici CRL 75-36-700-3, 1323 nucleotides. RefSeq lists its product as uncharacterized. Lineage: Eukaryota; Fungi; Basidiomycota; Pucciniomycetes; Pucciniales; Pucciniaceae. The coding region runs from base 1 to 1323 and encodes 440 amino acids. The transcript has 9 exons. Gene Ontology annotation, biological process: DNA repair. The record is from RefSeq and is a predicted model, not a curated record.